CCUCUUUAACCGAGAACAGUGAUAUCAAAAGACUUCACAAAUAAAAAAAAAAAACGAAAUGAAUGCCAACAAGAUUUCCUUGCAUACAUAGUUACAAAUGAAGCUAAUAUAAGCGUGUUAAAAUAGAUAUAGAACAAAGUUUUAGAAAUGGAGUCGCGUUUUACCUUUUAAGUACGGAACCCUAAAAACCAAAAUAAUAGACAAUUAACAAUUAUGGGCAUAUCAUUACUUAAUUAACAUCCAUUUACAAAAUCCAAAGAUUUGUCUAUAGUGUAAUAGUGGAUUCCGAACCGACUGUACGACUUUACAACAAUAAUAUUAAACGCAAUAAAACAAAUUAUUAUUUAAAACAACAAAUAAAAAUAAACUUUUGUGACUGUGUGUUGAUACAAAUAAUAAUAAUUAAUAAUUAGUUACAAAUAAUACAAAUAAUAUUUAUUUCGUUAAUCGUGUGAUGGCGAACAGGAAUUUCAAGAUUAUUCCGAAAUGGGUGAGUUCGGAGUCAUCAGACAAGUACCCCCUGACUCCGGAACCACUGAAGUUCUACAGGGUUAAUGGAUACCUGGUCAUCAAGAAACUGUUCGGCUUACAGACUUUGGAUAGCUACAGGCAACGUUUUACUGACGUGUGCGAGGGUCGGGUGGAGAAGGGCCGAGUCACCGUGGUGAAGGAUCGCUCGCUCAGCACCCAUCGUACCAGGCCUGAAGAUUACAUCAACAAGAUCCAAGAACUCCUCUACGAUGAAGUAUACAGCACGUACUCCGAAGACCCUCGGAUGCUGCACAUCGUCUCGCAGCUGAUCGGAGAAGACCUGACAGCUGUCAACUGCAUGCUCAUCAACAAGCCGCCGGGGACGCAUGAACAUCCACCACAUCAGGACAUACUAUACUUCCCAUUCCGGCCGGCACACAAGAUCCUAGCCACUUGGACGGCCAUAGACCCGGUGAGCAGAGACAACGGCUGCCUCUAUAUGUUGCCUGGGUCACAUAACCCGCCCGUCUUGCAUGAACACACAGAUCAUGUUAAUCAAGCGAAACUGUUUUUCUUCGGGCUGGUGAACACUGGACAACUGGCCCCGGAGCACCAGCGAGUCCACCUCGAGAUGGAGCCAGGAGACACGGUGUUCUUCCAGUCUACCAUCGUACAUGGGUCGAAACCUAAUGUUUCUAAGGCAUACCGCAAAGCCAUGACCUGUCACUUCGCGAGUAGUGAAUGUCAGUAUAUCGAGGUGGCGGGAACACGUCACGAACAACUGGCCAAGCAGAUGGAAGCCGAACUACGGAGGAGAGGCAGCGAUCUUAGUUAUGUUGAUAUGUGGCGUAUAAAAACAAAACAAGUGAAGGGGGUAAGAAGCAAUUUGUGAUGAAAUUAUAUUUUUAAUAAUAAGUAGGUAAAUAUUUAUAAUUUAAGUGAUACCUACAUCUACUAGUAAAUGUACCCAUAUGCAAAGAAGGGUUGUAAUUUUUUUUUAUUUUUUCAUAUUUUAUAAAAAUAACUUAUUUUAAUUUUGGUCUAAGUCCUUUUAGUAUAUUUAAGAUAGUUUAAUUCGACAUGAAGCUUUACCUAUUCUAUGUUUAUCAUUUUAAUGCGAAUUGUCGCUGCAUAUUUAAUGUAUAAAUGAAUAUAGUGACAAUAUAAUUUCCCAGGUCAUGAAUAUACAUUGUAAAUAUUAAAUAAUAGGUAUGUGCUAUAAAUAAAACAAUGUCAAUAAAUUA
Messenger RNA from Helicoverpa zea (corn earworm), 1715 nucleotides. Its product is annotated as probable phytanoyl-CoA dioxygenase. Gene Ontology annotation, molecular function: phytanoyl-CoA dioxygenase activity. Gene Ontology annotation, biological process: fatty acid alpha-oxidation. The coding region runs from base 455 to 1363 and encodes 302 amino acids. The transcript has 8 exons. The record is from RefSeq and is a predicted model, not a curated record. Lineage: Eukaryota; Metazoa; Arthropoda; Insecta; Lepidoptera; Noctuidae.